Seriola aureovittata is the source of this 1344-nucleotide messenger RNA. RefSeq names its product ribulose-5-phosphate-3-epimerase (gene rpe). Bases 48 to 734 code for a protein of 228 amino acids. Gene Ontology annotation, molecular function: metal ion binding; D-ribulose-phosphate 3-epimerase activity. The transcript is spliced from 6 exons. Gene Ontology annotation, cellular component: cytosol. The record is from RefSeq and is a predicted model, not a curated record. Lineage: Eukaryota; Metazoa; Chordata; Actinopteri; Carangiformes; Carangidae. Gene Ontology annotation, biological process: pentose-phosphate shunt; carbohydrate metabolic process; pentose-phosphate shunt, non-oxidative branch.
UGGAGUUAGCCUCCUGGCUCCAUGCAGACAGUAACAGCAGUGACAGCAUGGCUUACAGUGCGAAAAUCGGUCCGUCCAUCCUGAGCAGCGACCUGUCCUGUCUGGGCAGCGAGUGUGUGCGGAUGAUGGAGUGCGGGGCAGAUUACCUGCACCUCGACGUCAUGGACGGGCACUUUGUCCCCAAUAUCACAUUUGGCCAUCCCAUGGUGGAGUGUCUAAGGAAGUCAGUAGGCCAAGACCCUUUCUUUGACAUGCAUAUGAUGGUGUCUCGGCCGGAGCAAUGGGUGAAGCCCAUGGCUGCAGCAGGAGCCAACCAGUACACAUUCCACUUGGAGGCCACUACCAACCCUGGAAACCUGAUCAAGGAAAUAAAAGAGAGUGGCAUGAAGGUGGGUUUGGCCAUAAAGCCUGGUACAACAGUUGAAGAGCUGGCACCUUGGGCUAACCACAUCGACAUGGCUCUGGUCAUGACUGUGGAACCUGGCUUUGGAGGACAGAAGUUCAUGGAGGACAUGAUGCCCAAGGUGAGCUGGCUGCGGAGUCAGUUCCCUUCGUUAGACAUUGAAGUAGAUGGAGGGGUUGGCCCCGACAGCAUUCACAAGUGUGCAGAGGCUGGAGCCAACAUGAUAGUGUCAGGCAGCGCUGUGAUAGGCAGCGACGACCCUCGUUCUGUCAUCGGUCUUCUGCGCACCGUGGUGGCCGAAGCAAUCCAGAAACGCUCGCUGGACCGCUGAGAUGUCCUCUUUGUGGAGAUCCCCACGGCAGCACUCUACCAGCCUGUCCAAGCACCACACCACAGCAGCCAGUGGAACAGGCUCAAUACGGACAUUUCUGGGGUAGAGGUCGGGGGUCACAGUCAGAGCAGUGGGCUUCUGUGGAGGUGUGGGUGCAGAUUGCCAAAUCUAAAACACUUUAAUAUGAGUGAAGCUGCAUUGUGCCUCUACAAACUGUUUGAAGUUCAUCCUGUCCUGCUACAGUCUCUCCUCUCUGAACAGUUUAGUCAAAGUGAGUGUCAUCAUUUCGAGACUGGAAUCUGAAGUUAUGCUGAUUUCUCAUCUGUAAACAUUCCUGAAUAUUGUUUUGCCUUAUACUGUAAAUUGUGAGUAUAAAUUAAUCAUGGCAAUAACAUGGCACAAGGAGCACUGUGGCAAAUCAUUUUUUGAAUUCCAUCUGAAAUCAUGUUUCUUACAUCAUAACUGUUUUUGCCCUUUCACUGUUUUGUUGAAAUGGACCAUUCCCAAAAAUCUUCCUGUGCUACUGAGCAAAAAUAUUGUACACUACUAAAUUCAAUGAGAUUUUGUUUUUGCAGAUUAAAGAAACUCAUAGGAAGUGAUGUGUAUAUUA